Messenger RNA from Saccharomyces paradoxus, 2139 nucleotides. It is a transcript of the gene PRD1, whose product is annotated as metalloendopeptidase. Gene Ontology annotation, molecular function: metalloendopeptidase activity. NCBI's taxonomy places the organism in Eukaryota, Fungi, Ascomycota, Saccharomycetes, Saccharomycetales, Saccharomycetaceae. Bases 1 to 2139 code for a protein of 712 amino acids. The transcript has a single exon. Gene Ontology annotation, cellular component: mitochondrial intermembrane space. The record is from RefSeq and is a predicted model, not a curated record. Gene Ontology annotation, biological process: proteolysis; peptide metabolic process.
AUGCGAUUGUUUCUGUGCAAGAAUUGGUUUACGUCACCUGUAAUCUCGCCGCUACUGUAUACCCGCUUCCUACAUUCAAUGGCUAACGCUACUAGUUUCCCCAUUGCUCCUCAGAGCCCGCCCAAUUGGUCGUUCACUCCCAACGAUAUUAGCGGGAAAACCAAGGAAAUCAUCAACAACAGUAACAGUUUCUAUGACUCCAUGAGUCAGGUGGAGAGUCCUUCUGUGAACAAUUUCAUCGAACCUUUUAUGAAGUUUGAAAAUGAAUUGGGCCCAAUCAUUAACCAGUUAACUUUUAUGCAGCAUGUGUCGUCUGAUAAAGAGAUUAGGGACGCAUCUGUAAACUCUUCAAUGAAACUGGAUGAGUUGAACAUCGAUCUGUCGCUGCGUUACGACAUCUUUUUACAAUUCGCGCGGGUCUGGCAGGAUGUUCAAUCGAAAGGUGAUUCUAUGGAAAGAGAAACUUUUAAAUACAUUGAGAAAUCUUACAAGGACUACAUUCAUUCUGGUUUGGAACUUGACGAGCCCAACAGGUUGAAAAUCAAAGAGAUCAAAAAGAAGAUAUCCGUCAACUCCAUCAACUUUUCCAAGAAUCUAGGAGAACAAAAGGAAUAUAUCACUUUCACCAAAGAACAACUGGAAGGUGUGCCCGACUCUAUCUUGGCGCAGUUCGAAACAAUCAAUUCUGACAAAGAUAACAAUGAAACCUUGUAUAAAGUUACCUUCAAAUAUCCGGACAUUUUUCCCGUGAUGAAAUUGGCAUCCUCAGCGCAGACCAGAAAGCAAGCAUUCUUGGCCGACCAAAAUAAGGUCCCUGAAAAUGAAGCUAUACUGCUGGAUACAUUGAAGCUGCGUGACGAAUUGGCUUCAUUGUUGGGCUACGACACGUAUGCCAACUAUAACCUGUACGAUAAAAUGGCUAAAGACAGCACUACGGUGAUGGACUUUUUGAAUGAUUUGAAGGACAAACUUAUUCCGUUGGGCAAAAAGGAACUGGAUUUCUUGCAAGAUAUGAAAGCUAAGGAUGUCAAAAAGCUUAAUCGGGGUGAAGAUCCAAACUAUUACAUUUGGGACCAUCGUUACUACGAUAACAAAUACCUGCUAGAAAACUUUAAUGUGGACCUAGAGAAAAUUUCUGAAUUUUUCCCACUAGAGGCUACAAUUACCGGUAUGUUACAAAUCUACGAAACAUUGUUUAAUUUGAAGUUUAUCGAGACGAAAGACCCUGAAAAUAAAUCUGUUUGGCAUGAUGAUGUCAAACAGCUCGCCGUCUGGAAUAUGGAUGACCCGAAGUCUCCAAGCUUUGUUGGCUGGAUAUAUUUCGAUUUACAUCCUCGUGAUGGUAAAUAUGGUCACGCAGCUAAUUUCGGUUUAUCCUCAUCAUUCAUGAUCGAUAACUCCAAAAAAUCGUACCCGGUCACUGCAUUGGUCUGUAAUUUCUCCAAAUCCACGAAGGAUAAACCUUCUUUGUUAAAGCAUAACGAAAUAGUAACAUUUUUCCAUGAAUUGGGCCAUGGCAUCCAUGACCUGGUGGGCCAAAAUAAGGAAUCAAGGUUUAACGGCCCCGGGUCUGUUCCAUGGGAUUUUGUGGAGGCACCUUCUCAAAUGUUAGAAUUUUGGACCUGGAAUAAGAAUGAAUUAAUCAAUCUCUCAUCACAUUAUAAAACAGGUGAAAAAAUCCCAGAAUCUUUGAUCGAUUCAUUGAUCAAAACUAAGCAUGUCAACGGUGCUUUAUUCACUCUAAGACAAUUACAUUUUGGAUUAUUUGAUAUGAAAGUGCAUACUUGUAAAGACUUACAAAACCUAUCAAUUUGCGAUACCUGGAAUCAAUUGAGACAAGAUAUUUCUUUGAUUUCUAAUGGCGGCACAUUAUCCAAGGGUUACGAUUCCUUCGGUCAUAUUAUGUCAGACUCUUACUCUGCCGGCUAUUACGGUUAUCUAUGGGCAGAAGUCUUUGCAACUGAUAUGUAUCACACCAAAUUCGCUAAGGAUCCCCUAAAUACCAAGAAUGGUAUACAAUACCGUGAUAUCGUGUUGGCGCGUGGUGGUCUUUAUGAUAUUAAUGAUAAUCUGAAAGAAUUUCUGGGCAGAGAACCUUCUAAGGAUGCCUUCUUGAAGGAGCUAGGCCUACAAAAUUAA